AUGCUUCCAGCACCAGAUCCUCACCGGGCGCUCUUCAUCCCUGAGAUCCUCGAGGCAAUCCUGCUCCAGCUCGUCGGAGAAUAUAGAAUAGGACGGAAAUACUUCUAUGGCGAACAUACUAUCCUACUGUCCCAAAGAGUCUGCCGCUACUGGAACGAUGUGAUCAAAUCAUCCAGUGAAAUUCAAACCGCCUUAUAUUUCAAGCCCAAGAGCUUCAAAUCCGACGAUCCUGAUCCAAGUCACGAAAGCAGCCAGAUGAUCCAAUCAAUCAUAUGGCACCAAAUAUACAAGUACUAUUACCUGAAUAUGCCCCACAAAGAAUCUAAAGCCAGGGAUAACACGCCCGUUCUGGAUAAGAGACAAGAUGCUUUUAUGAGAAAAGAGGCGAGUUGGCGUCGCAUGCUCGUUCAUCAGCCCCCUUGUCCCAAUGUCAUGAGAUUCCUGAAGGAGCUAGUGCUAGGCGCAAGCGCAUUCUCAGAGGCCAAAUUUGAUGGCGCGGAUGAGUUUCUGAGGCUAGGAAACUUCGUGACUGUUAUUCUUGAAGGCAAAAUCACACUAGGAGUGUGGGAUCUGCUAAUUUAUGCCGAUAUCAAGGUUUUGUAUCGUCUUUACAAAUGUGGAAGCUUGAUUUGGAAGGCGGAGUGGUGA
Aspergillus steynii IBT 23096 is the source of this 648-nucleotide messenger RNA. RefSeq lists its product as uncharacterized. The transcript has a single exon. The coding region runs from base 1 to 648 and encodes 215 amino acids. NCBI's taxonomy places the organism in Eukaryota, Fungi, Ascomycota, Eurotiomycetes, Eurotiales, Aspergillaceae. The record is from RefSeq and is a predicted model, not a curated record.